Prosopis cineraria is the source of this 2311-nucleotide messenger RNA. Its product is annotated as homeobox-DDT domain protein RLT1. The transcript has 9 exons. Gene Ontology annotation, molecular function: DNA binding. The coding region runs from base 437 to 1933 and encodes 498 amino acids. NCBI's taxonomy places the organism in Eukaryota, Viridiplantae, Streptophyta, Magnoliopsida, Fabales, Fabaceae. The record is from RefSeq and is a predicted model, not a curated record.
GUUAUUGAAUUCAAUAUCAAUCAAUUAAAUGAACAAAACACGAACUGUAAAAGUUGUUCAAAACAAGCAAAUGAGAACGGGGGCGAAUUCUUCUUCCUUGUGUCUCCACUUUCAUCAGAAGUUCCUUCGUCUCUUCCUAUGAUGAAUUGGGGAUUGUAUUUGACGUGAAUUGAAUUGUAUUGACAUUUCGUACCAUCCCUGUUCUGCGUUUGGUGUAAUGGUUCUCACUUUUCUGAGAAGCAAGUGAACAAAUCUCUUUAUUUUUGCUCGAUAACUUGCAGAAAAGAGGAGAUUCACUAUAAUUUAUGACAGUCAUGGAAGAUGAAUGAAGCUCUAUAUUCAUUCAACACCAACAACAACAAGUCUUAUUCCACUAGGUGGCGUCGGCUACUCGAAUUAAUCAGGUGAAUUGCAAUCAGAAGAGAAUAAAGUUUCUAUGGAGAAAAAUAAGAAAAGAAGGCUUAAAACACCUGCCCAGGUGAUGGCCCUGGAAAAAUUUUAUGAUGAGCACAAAUAUCCCACAGAAGAAAUGAAAUCAGAACUUGCUGAGGAGUUAGGCUUGACUGAAAAGCAAGUAUCUGGAUGGUUUUGCCACAGACGGUUAAAAGAUAAAAGAUUGUUGAAGGAUGAAGCAUGUGCUAAUGGACGGCAAGAUCGUUCAAGUGGUGUCAUCCAGGACCAUGUAAGUGGACUAGGGCAAGAUUCAUGUGGAAGCACUAAACAUGGUGAUUAUAAGCAUCUUGAUCUGAAAGAGGUUGAGAGUCAUGGCCUCUACAGCAAUGACUUUUCUGUUGCAGAUAUGACUUAUGGACGUAAUAGACACUAUAAUGAAGAUGUUGGUGGAACUGAUAACACAUCUUCUGAGAGUAGCUCGUCUUUAAGAGAUCAGAUGUUCUCUCAAGGGCAGGAUCCAUAUAACAUGGAGCCUUCUAGACAUCUGACACCUAACAGAGCUCUGCCACCUUUAGUUCCCAAAGCUGCAAUUAACAUUGGAUAUAAACCAUCAGGAUAUUUGAAAGUGAAGGGUGAGAUAGAAAAUGCUGCUAUAACUGCUGUCAAGAAGCGAUUAGGAAGACACUAUCAGGAAGAUGGUCCACUGCUUAGUGUAGAAUUUGAUCCAGUUCCUCCAGGGGCAUUUGAGUGCCAAAUUGCAGAUCCAGUUGAUGAAUCAUUCCAUACUGCGAAUCCUUCUCUUGCCAGUCCUACAGAAAUUCCUGCUGGGAAAAGGCAACCUGCCCUUAACUCUAUGUAUGACUCCAAAUAUAGUUCCCAAGAUUUACAUAUGGAAGUAGGAGAUCUUGGCUCCUUGCAUGACGCUGAUUUGCUGGAUAAGAAACCCCGUCGACACAAGCAAGGGCGGACAUUUCAGGGUCAUACCAAUCAUAUACCUCAUAGGAACUCCUCCCUGGAGUUGUAUGAAGAUUCUACUAGAGAAGUACCUGCUUAUAAUACAAUGAGGUCUAAACAUGGUGUAGGGAUGAGAUCUGAUUCUGCUUCUAACCAUAGUGAUCACUUUGAAGGGGACCUUGUGGUUAAGCAGGCAGAUUCACUUCUGCAUCGCUAUGAUAAUGUCAAUCCAAAGAAAAUUCAGAGAAGUGAAUAUGUAAAAUCUAAGCCUUCAAAUUCAUUAAGAAAUUCUCGCGUUUCUCUUGAUACUGAAGAAAGAGGACUAUCUUCAAAGAUAGCAAAGGAAGAGAAGUUUAUUGGAGACAAGAAAGCGAGAAAACAAUAUCAUGAUUCAGAGAGAAUGAGGAUGCUUCCAAAUGAAACCACGAUUGCAAAAAGAGUUAAAGAUGAUCUUCCUCAACAACAGAAUCUGAAACAUGCACUAGUAGCUGAGAUGCAACCUCAGAAAAAUCGGAGGUCUGCAACAGAGAUACUUUCUAGCUUUAGUGAAGAUGAAACCGCUGAAUCCAGUUCCUCGCUGGACUAACCAGCUGGUCAUUGGUAGGUGUUAGAAAGUCUGAGAAAUAUGUACAGUCUAAAAUGACAAGAGAUACAUUUUGGCCAAGAAAAAUAUAAGCAAUAGAGAAGCAAGACUUCCUUUGCUGUUUGUGGUGCUCGCUUGUGUGCCUUUUUGUACAAAAAAAAGAAAAAAAAUCAUUCCCCAACUUUUUUGUUUCUGUUGUCAAUAAUGUAAUAUAUUAUUUGCUUGGAGUUCUGAUAGUAGGUAUCAAAAGUCAAAACUCAGCUUAGGACAUAUCAUUUUGCCAUAUUGGUUGAUUAUGGCAGUGCCUUCCAAAAACUUGAUCCAAGUUUGAAAGUGUAUGAGAUGGCAAUAGUAAAAAUUCGCAUAGUAGUCUGGAAUAAA